This is a messenger RNA of Saccostrea echinata, 738 nucleotides long. RefSeq lists its product as uncharacterized. The record is from RefSeq and is a predicted model, not a curated record. The transcript has a single exon. NCBI's taxonomy places the organism in Eukaryota, Metazoa, Mollusca, Bivalvia, Ostreida, Ostreidae. The coding region runs from base 82 to 738 and encodes 218 amino acids.
GUUUUUGGUUUUCUUAAAGGAAGUCCCAUUUUUUGAACUAUAUUUAUGUUCUUGAACUCUCAUUUUAUUAAAUAAUUUUAGAUGAAUCCCAGUGGGAGAGGUCGGCGAAGAAAUAGGACUGUUCCUACUGCCGCGGCUGGAUCAGCUGCACAAAGGGUAGUGAUGAAUCAGGAAGUAGAUGGUAGCUCACAGAAUGCAGUGCAGCCUGAGGUUCCACCUAUACAGCCACAAUUAGUAGCAUCAGUGACCGAGCAGGUGCUGCAAGCCCUUUCCAGAGAGGAGAAAAGGGGUACUAAAAGGAGCAAAGGUCAAAAAAAUUCCAAACAUAAAAAACCGAGAACGCCAAGAUCUUCAGGUACUGAUUUUGAUGAUAGUGAUGAAUCGUUAGAUGAUUCUGAUUCAGAUAGUUCUUCUUCAUCCGAGAGUGAUUCAGAUGACUGUAAGCUAUUAUCAGAUCCUACAACUUCACUUAUAGAUUUAAAAUUGAAAAACAAAAUUUGGCAGAAUAAAUAUGUUGAUUUUUUCAAGUUGCUUCGAAGGGAUGAUCUCACUUCUGAUAAAUCAUUGCGACUACAAAGCGCCGGUAAUUCUGAAUAUAAAUUUGUUGCAUCAAAACCAAAAGAGUCUAUCAAAACAAUUGGGCAGUGGACAACAGCACUUCUAAAUUUUUUUGCAGUAUAUUCUGAAAAAUACCUUAAGCAAAUUCAAGCUGUUAUCAAACAUGGGGAGAUUGUAUGA